Messenger RNA from Topomyia yanbarensis, 915 nucleotides. RefSeq lists its product as uncharacterized. The coding region runs from base 1 to 915 and encodes 304 amino acids. The transcript has a single exon. Lineage: Eukaryota; Metazoa; Arthropoda; Insecta; Diptera; Culicidae. The record is from RefSeq and is a predicted model, not a curated record.
AUGCCGCCGACUACAUCAUCGAGUGCUAAGAAGUCACCGGCGUUGCGGACGCUGCAAACCAAACUGAGGUCAUACCAGAAUGUGUUCAGGGAUAUCUGCAGGUCCGCCGAUUCUCUUGGGGUGGAAACUACAGCCAGCCAGGUGACGGUUCGACUGGAAAAACUUGAGGAGUUGUGGGAGAAAGUGAACGAUGUAAUCUUGGACAUCGAAACACACGAAGACUUCGAAGCAGAGGAUGACGCCUAUGCUGAACAACAGUCGGAGUUUGGGAAUCGCUACUAUCAGGUGAAGUCGGUGCUGUUAGACAAGAUCAAAGAGCUAGAAGACCCUGCUGUCCUGAACGCCUCCAUCCGAGGACUCGACAUGACACAACAGCCCACCAUAGAGCAUGUGCGACUCCCACAAAUCAAAUUGCAAACCUUCGAUGGCAACAUUGAUGAGUGGUUGAGCUUCCGCGAUUUAUACACAUCGCUCAUCCAUUGGAAAGCGGAUUUACCGGAUGUCGAGAAAUUUCAUUACCUGAAGGGAUGUCUGUCAGGAGAAGCUAAGGCUCUUAUUGACCCACUGUCGAUUACAAGGGCGAAUUACCAGGUCGCAUGGGAGACGCUAACCAAACGUUACAACGAUAGUAAACUGCUGAAGCGGCGUCAAAUUCAAGCGCUGUUUAUGUUGCCUACUCUGGUUAAGGAGUCGGCCAACGAAUUGCAGUCUUUGUUGGAGGGAUUCGAACGGGUUGUUCAGACCCUUGAUCAGCUGGUACAACCCGCCGACGAUAGACAUAUUAGCUUCGCGUCUAGACAAUGGAACCAGGAGAGCUUGGGAACAACAUUCAUUCACCAAGGAGCAGGAUACGGUGAAGGACUUGACCGAAUUCUUGUAAAGACGGAUCGGAGUACUGGGAGCAUUGCCAACUAG